AUGGGUAACACGCAAGCCAACGAGAAGCACUCUAAGGCUGGAAAGUCACCAGCGAAAGGCAAACACUUCAUUCGCAACUUGAACAGGAGGGGAUCGUUGAAGGAGGGGAAGAAGCGUUCUAGAAAAAAGAGCAACGCGAAGCGGGAGGCGUCCGACAGGGAGUGCGAGGCGCGCGCGGUGCGGCGGUCACCGACCCGCGACCACCCGCUGCCGCCCAACGACUCCAACUCGGAGUCAGUGUACACGGAACCCCUGACGCCGCUCGCCGUCGAGCUCAACCAGUGCUACUACUCAGCGGAGAGCGACAGCGCGCACGACGAACCGUUCCGCGCGGCAACACCCGCACAGAUAAAUGUUGCACUGGAACUGGACGCAGACGCCGCGCCGGAACAGUGCUGGCCGGUUGUAAACAUGCCGCGCGCUGACGCCACGACGCCGACGUACGAUUGCGAAAAAGAAAAUAUAAACAAACUUGACACAUUCGAUGAGUGCGCCGCUGGUGAAAAGACCAUGGGCGGUAUAUUAUCUAGGUCGAGACACGACGAUUCUGAUCCGAACGAGUGCGGUCACGACUUCCUCGAGAACCGGCUUAAGGCGUGCGCGGGGCAGACUUCGUUCACCCUCUCCAAACAUCGCAAGGUUGACCUGCCGCCCGUGACGACAUGCGAGAGAUCUCUCGGCGUCCUCGAAAACGAAAGCGAUCGGAGACAUUCGAGCCUCAGCGACACGGUCGUGACGGAAUCGAACGUGCUUAGGAAGGUUGCCUCGCUCACGUUGGACAAGCUGACUGAGUCUAAAGUGACGCGGCCAAAGUUUGUUCCCGAGAAGCUAGAUUUCCAGCUGUAUGAAAAGUUUGAGGGGCAGAUGCUUCUCAAUUGGUUUGUUUCGUCGAUUGCUGACAACAGUCACUUAAAAAAUCUUUUAAGUUCUCAAGAUCUGAAAAAUAUUGGAAUUCAAUAUUGCACUCACCUUUUAGCAGCAGGCGUUUUACGGCAGAUUUCCGAUAAAGAUGCACCAAGAGAAAACGUAUUUAAGCCUAAUCUGAUGUAUUAUUGGGCGCAUAUGGAGGCUCCAGCUUCACAGCCAAUUACACCAGGAAGAUUACAAAUGUGUACAUGGCCACCAGAAAAAGAAAUAAACCCCAAAGAAGUAUCACAUAGUUACAAUACAGAAAAAAGUCCUCCGUAUCCUGUUAUACCGGAAGAGCAAGAAUCAGUUUCAUCAAAGACUGCUCAUGUUGAUAAUGUUCUAAGAAUAUCGACUACUGAUAAUAAAAGUUGUACAAAAUCUGUAUCACCUGCCGCUGAUAGCAUUUUUGGAUCACAAACACCAGAGUCUGAGGACUUAGAUCAAUCACCUCCUUCUCUAAAGCCAGAAAUAGUUCCAUCUCCACUCCCACCGCACCAAGAAUUGAGUCCACCACUUACGCCGACGACAGAGUUGAGCUCGCCUCCAGCCGCAACUCCAGUGAUGGGCCCACCUCCUGCGCCAAUGCCAGAAAUGGGUCCACCUCCACCCCUUGAGACAGAAUCGGCCCCACCUCUACCCCCUAUGCCAGGGUUUGCUCCACCUCCUCCUCCAAUGCCAGGUAUGGACCCACCUCCACCCCCAAUGCCAGGUAUGGGCCCACCUCCUCCCCCAAUGCCAGGUAUGGGCCCACCUCCUCCCCCAAUGCCAGGAAUGGGCCCACCUCCUCCCCCAAUGCCAGGUAUGGGCCCACCUCUUCCCCCAAUGCCAGGUAUGGGCCCACCUCCUCCCACAAUGUCAGGUAUGGGCCCACCUCCUCCCCCAAUGCCAGGGUUUGCUCCACCUCCUCCCCCAAUGCCAGGUAUGGGCCCACCUCCUCCCCCAAUGCCAGGAAUGGGUCCACCUCCUCCCCCUAUGCCAGGAAUGGGUCCACCACCUCCCCCUAUGCCCGGAGGCAUGGGGUCAUUGGGUCCGAAUCUCCCUCCCCCACCUCCGCCACCUCUUAAUGUUCCUGGUUCAACUACCCCUGCUGGCGCCGCGUCUCAACAAGGGCCUCUGCCAUUCCCCGCACCACCUGCGGGUGGAUGGAACAUGCAGCGAUCGACGUUGAGGAAGACGCCCGUCAAGCCCGCGGCGCCUAUGAAGCCGCUGUACUGGACUCGGAUACUGGCCGCGCCGGCGCCGCCUGUCAGCCAGAGCGAGGAGCGCGCCGGGCCGAAGCCGCUGUGGCUGGAGAUCGAGGAGGCGCGCCUGGACAACAUCGACGAGUUCACGGACCUGUUCUCGCGGCAGGUGGUCAAGGCGCCAGCCAAGAAGAAGGUCGAGGUGAAGGCGAAGAUACAGCCGGCGAAGCUGCUCGACAGCAAGCGGUCGCAGAACGUCGGCAUACUGGCGCAGAGCCUGCACGUCGAGUUCGCGGAGAUCGAGAACGCGAUAUACAACUUCGACACGUCCGUCGUGAGCAUGGAGGCGCUACAGCAGAUCUACGACUUGCGGGCAAGUGAUGAAGAACUGAUGCUAAUCCGGGACCAUUUGAAAGCCAAGCCGGAAAUUCCCUUGGAUAAACCCGAAGCUUUCUUACACGAUUUAUCCGGUAUACCGAAUUUCGCGGAACGCAUAUCGUGUUUCAUGUUUCAAGCAGAGUUCGAAGAUGCGGUCAAUACAACUAUGCACAAAUUGGACAAUCUGAAGAACACCUGCGAGUUCCUCAUCACGAGCGAACCUCUGAAGCAGCUGUUCGCCAUAAUCUUGACCCUUGGCAACUACAUGAAUGGCGGCAACUGCCAGAGGGGCCAGGCCGACGGCUUCGGUCUGGAAAUUCUUGCGAAACUCAGGGACGUGAAGUCGAAGCACUCGCAGGUGACGCUGCUGCACUUCAUCGUGCGCACGUACAUGCGGUCGCGCGGGGGCGCGCUGGCGGCCGCGUGCGCGCUGCCCGUGCCCGAGCCGGGGGACGUGGCGCGCGCGGCCGCCGUCGACUUCGCCGACGUGGCGGACGGCCUGGGCGCGCUGCGCGACCGGCUGCAAGCUUGCAGAGAGCAGACUAAGAAAGUGAUAGAAUGCGAUGCCCGGAGGAACGAGCAGGGCUGCGACUCGCCGUCCGGGGACAACGCUAAAAGGCUGGAGGUGUUCAGCGAGAAGAUGAACACUUUCCUCGACGCCGCAGAAGAGAAACUGAAGAGUGAGAGCGACAACCUGGAGGAGUGCAGAGCCAGGUUUAUCGCGACGAUGAAGUUCUACCAGUACACGCCGAAGUGCGGCAAGAUGGAAGACUGCGAGCCCAAAGAGUUCUUCUCGCUCUGGACGUCGUUCUGUAGUGAUUUUAAGGACAUUUUCAAAAAGGAGGAACAAAUCGCCAUCAAAGAGAAAUUAAAAGAAACCAAAAAACUUCAGGAGGAGAGAAAAUCCCUGACUCAGCCCAAAAAGGAAGGUGGUUUAAAAGCUCGACUACAAAAGAUAUCUAGUAGGAAA
Messenger RNA from Iphiclides podalirius (scarce swallowtail), 3438 nucleotides. The record is from the annotation of a GenBank genome assembly. Lineage: Eukaryota; Metazoa; Arthropoda; Insecta; Lepidoptera; Papilionidae.